UGUUUGCUAUUUUUAGGUGCGAGUGAAUUGUUUGACAAACACUUCUUAUUAUCCAAUUUCAUGUUUGUGGAGAAGGCGAGAGUCAUCUACACCAGUGGACACAUGCUUCCAGCGGCCCCAUAUGUGAGCCACAAGUGCUCCAACACUCUCAACGAUUUGUUGCCAUACAUCGACUUCUUCUUCGCCAAUGCGGAUGAGGCGACAGCUUUUGCCACAAUGAAAGGCUAUCCCACGAAAGAUUUGAAAGAAGUGGCAAAACUGAUAGCUCGGGAACCAAAGAUCAAGUACGACAGCCCCAAAAUUCCCAGCGCUUAUAAGUCGGGUCGAGUGGUUGUGAUCACCCAAAGCGAUAAGCCUGUCCUCUACGCCAAGAGUGACUCAAAUGAAGUGAUUGAAUAUCCCGUCAUUCAAUUCAAACCCGAACAGAUUAAGGACACUAACGGGGCGGGCGAUGCGUUCACCGGAGGAUUCCUAGCGAUGUAUAUCAGCGGCAGACCAUUAGAAAUGUCUUUCAAAUGUGCCAUCUAUUGUGCCUCUGAAUGCCUGCAACAGAUAGGCAGUACUCUACCCAAGAAAAUGAAUUGGAAAUAACUUGAUCAUGAUCAAACCAUGAUUUUACUCCCACAAAAUGAUCGACAAUUUAAUUCAUUUAAAUGACUACUAUUUUAUUUAUUAUUAUUAUUCUUUCAAUUUGUCCUUUUUCUUAACCCCAUUCUAACAAUCAGUGAACAUAUUUAUCAUUUAAGUCUUUCCUCCGAUUACUUGUGUCUUAAAACUAAAUGUUUAAAUGUUUUUAAGGAUUUUGUUUUGUUUUUUAUUUUUGGCAUUAAAUCUCUCGAAUGAUUCAAAAUAUUACUUAUAUUUAGCUGUUUUCUCUCUCCCUUCUCUCCCCCUCCCACUAAACCGACACUCAUUUUUCGUUAUACAGAAUCAGUAAUUAAUUUGUAUUAAUUUAAACGUAAGUUCUUUUGGAAACGCAAACAAUUCAGAAAAAUUCAAAUUUUAAUUACGAUAUAAUUAUAUCGAUAUAAGAGACCAAACUCUGUGUUUUCAUAAAAACAUCGAUUUUAUUGUUCAAUAAGAAUACACAACAAUUAAUAAAUUAUAUUAAUUUUUCAAUCGCUUAAUUGUGUGAAUAUACUUUACUGUAUUAAUUAAUUGAAAUGAUAGGUUUAGAGUAUAUUGUAAUUAUUUUCAUUAUACUUUAAAAUACAGAAUAGUUGUGCAACAGUUGCGGUCAAAUAUCCCUUAAAUCAAAUCCUAUAGAAAUAGUGUUACACCAUAUCUGACCUCCCAUUCCCUUUAGAUCUCAUUCCAAAUCCUAUGAUUCCUAUGAUUCCGAUCACCAAUUCUUCCUUAAGACCAGACACUGUCGUCACUUAAACUGAUCCCAACAAACAAUCCCACACUUUAAAUGAUACUUUUGCAAAAAGUAUCUGUUUGUAAUAAUUGUUAUAAAAUUUGUUACACUAAUAACAUACACAGUGAAUGAU
Molecule: messenger RNA, 1493 nt
Organism: Medioppia subpectinata
Lineage: Eukaryota; Metazoa; Arthropoda; Arachnida; Sarcoptiformes; Oppiidae
Source: the annotation of a GenBank genome assembly